Messenger RNA from Vollenhovia emeryi, 3420 nucleotides. RefSeq names its product protein SDA1 homolog (gene Mys45A). Gene Ontology annotation, cellular component: nucleolus. The transcript has 10 exons. The coding region runs from base 406 to 2634 and encodes 742 amino acids. The record is from RefSeq and is a predicted model, not a curated record. Gene Ontology annotation, biological process: ribosomal large subunit biogenesis; ribosomal large subunit export from nucleus. NCBI's taxonomy places the organism in Eukaryota, Metazoa, Arthropoda, Insecta, Hymenoptera, Formicidae.
GCAUCACUGGUUCCGUUACCUUUUUUUUACCCGCGUGUGCAGCACGUGUAGUACGAAGGAACUGGAAGGAACUGUAAUGAAUUUGAUAUUACAUUGCGAAGACUUAAGAAACUUAUAAUUUAUCCUUUGCGAAGGAGCAUGGGGUAGGCUUGAAGUGUUUUAUCGCGGAUCUAGACCGAAACGAUUUAUAAGAAUUAAUUACGCUAAUUCCGGAAGAGGUUAUUGUUUACUCAAACAAGAGCAAUUAUUCAACUGUAACGAUUCGUCUGGACGCAAAUAUAUAACUUGAAAUCGUCUACUGCCUUUUACCCGAAACCUGGAACAAUAUAUAUGAUCUAAGGACCGAAAGCAGGAGCCAUUAACCUAGCAGAAGUUUCGAAAUCGCGUAGAUCGUAGAUCUUGAACAUGGUGAGACAUAACAAUCAGUUGCCCGAUAAUCUUCCACAACUGCAGAAUCUUAUCAAACGUGAUCCAGAGUCUUACAAGGAAGAGUUUCUUCAGCAACAUCAGCACUACAAGUCCACUUUGGAAGUUUUCCGUUUGGAGCCCACGCAAUUUAACAAAAGUCUCGAUGAAUUGGUAACCUUCUUGGCUCAGGUAGCCCAUUGUUAUCCAGAUGAUUUGAAAGCAUAUCCUCAAGAGAUUGUCGAUAUAUUACGAACUCACAAUAUCAUACUAGACAAUGAAAUGCGAAUGACGUUUUGUAAAGCGUUGAUCCAGCUACGCAACAAAUCCCUCCUAGAACCUACUGCGCUUCUCAGUUUAUUUUUCGAGCUUUUAAAAUGUCAGGACAAGGCCUUACGGCAGUUCCUUCAAACGCAUAUAAUAACGGAUAUAAAAAAUAUUAAUGCAAAGCAUAAGAAUGCCAAAGUCAAUACGGUGUUACAAAAUUUCAUGUUCUCUAUGCUAAAAGAUCCUAAUGUCAGAGCCGUGAAGAUGUCUGUGGACAUUAUGAUAGAAUUGUACAAUAAAAAUGUCUGGAACGACGUCAAGACUGUUAACGUCAUAGCAACGGGUUGCUUUUCGAAAAUAACCAAAGUGACAGUCGCUAGUUUGAAAUUCUUUUUGGGCACCGAUCCAGAGGAAAAAGAAAGUGACAGUGAUUCGGACGAUGAGCCAAGUAUGAAGGAAGUUAUGUUGGCUAAUAAAGUAAAUAAAAAAACGAAGAAACGACAGAAGCAAUUAAAGAAAGCUAAGCAGUCAUUUGUAAAAAACAAGAAGAAGAAAUCCAAGGCGCCGCAAUAUAAUUUUUCAGCGUUGCAUCUAAUUCACGACCCUCAGGAUUUUGCUGAAAGAUUGUUCAAGCAGAUAGAAAAAAAUAAUGAUAGAUUCGAAGUGAAGCUCAUGACUCUGGAUGUUGUCUCUAGACUUAUUGGACUGCAUAAUUUAUUCCUCUUGAAUUUUUAUCCAUAUAUACAGAGGUUCCUUCAGCCUCAUCAACGAGAGGUUACCAAACUCUUGCAGUUUAUAGCUCAGGCUUCACACGAAUUAGUACCACCCGAGGUGUUAGAACCCGUUUUGAAGACGCUGGCGAACAAUUUUAUAACGGAAAGAAAUUCUGCGGAUGUGAUGGCUAUUGGUUUGAAUACUGUACGUGAGAUAUGUACACGAUGUCCAUUGGCCAUGAAUGAGGACUUGCUCGAGGAUUUAACACGGUACAAGCAAUACAAGGAACGUUCCGUCAUGAUGGCGGCGCAUUCUUUAAUUGGCACGUUCCGUCGUAUAAUGCCCGAUUUAUUACGUAAAAAGGACAGAGGCCGUCCCACGGAAGCCAAUGUUAUGAUAAAGUCUUCCAAAUACGGCGAAAUUCGAGCGAGCGAGUUUGUGCCGGGAGCAGAAGUUUUGUGUAAUCAACCUGCCGAGAAUACUGAGGAAACUAACGAUAGCGACGAAGACGAUGACGACGAGUGGAUUGACGUAAAUGAAAGCAACGAAGAGGAAGUCAGCGGGGACGAGUCGACGGCCGAUUUAGACGAAACGAGAUCUUCCAUUAGCGAAAAUGAAGAUGACGAGACUUCAACGUUAUCACAUAGCGAGAAUAACAGCGCGGAGAAUACUUGCGACACGGGUGGCGGAGAAGGAAAAACAGAUAAAGUUUCGCGAAAGAAAAAUGUGUUGACGAAGCAACAGAAGAAGGCGCAAAAAUUAGAGAAGAGAGCGAAGCACAAGUCUGAGCAGAAGGAAGAAUUAACGGCUGAGAGGAAGACGAAAGCGUCUGUGAUAUCCACUGAGCGAUUACUCACGGACAAAGAUUUCAGAAAGAUCGAUGUUGCGUUAGCGAAACAAGAUAUAACGUACGUUAAGCGUAGCGUCAAGAGGCCGCGCGACCAAAUCGAGACGGAACAAGGUGGAGAACUGGUAAAACUUAGCGCUAUUGAAAACAUAUACAAGAAGCGCAAGCAUGAUAAGGCUGCCCGACAGAAAUCUGUGAAGAAGGGACAGGAAGAACGAGACAAGUUUGGCUUUAAAGAUCGACGACAGAAUCCACUGUGCAGUACGACGAAUCGAGAGAAGAGGAAAGGAAAAGCAUUCUCGAUGCUGAAGCAGAAGUUAAAAGUGAAAGUAAAACGAUCUUUCAGGGAAAAACAAAUAGCUCUGAAAAAUCAUCUGGUAAAGCAAAGGAAAAUGAAAUAAUUAUACAUUUUUUUUAACAAUAAUAAGUUUGCGGUCUGUACAUACAAUGUACAAUGAUUAUACGUAUGUUCUAACUAAAAAACUUAAAACAGAUUGUGGAUGUAUUAUUGUAGAUACAGUGAUUUCUCUUAUAUUCUAUAUUUCCCUUCUUUUACAUAGAGAAAAGUCCUUUAUUAUGAGAUAGGUUUCUUAUAUGAGAUAGCAGGUUUUCAACACCCAAAUUCAAUCAAAUCUUUUUUCGCAACGAUUACACUUAACAGACUUCGUUCCAAGGGCAAUAAGUUCAUAGUGGAAUCAACUGAUGCCUGUUAAUUUAACAUAAACCCCGCUAUUCAUAUUAGGACCCUAUCUCAUAAUAGAAGACUUUCUUCUACUAUUGUAAUUAUAGGCUUGUUUUCUAUUGUUGCACUGGUGAACUAGUGCAGCAAGCUAGAAUUAUUGUCUUAUUGAUAAGUUCACUGGCUCCUGGCUCCGUCCGGAUCCAAUACGGCCAAGUCUAACCAAUAGCCGAUAAGUGUAUGUGCAAGUUAAUACAAUGCGGAGGCCCAACUAUCGGGCCUCGCACGGGAUGAUGCAACCCCGAAGAUAAAAAUUUCUCUUCUAGGCUAGAAGACGUGCUGUUCACUCAACGUCCUAAGCGGAACUAGCAAGCUAGAAUGAAAAUAAAUAUAUAUACUUGUCUUACUCUAAUUUAUUGCACUAGUUCGCCUAUGAACAAUAGAAAACAAGCCUUAUAUUUUAAGGAUACGCCGAAGUAUGAAAAACAAUAAAGAUUACGAAAUACAA